Molecule: messenger RNA, 2088 nt
Organism: Parnassius mnemosyne (clouded apollo)
Lineage: Eukaryota; Metazoa; Arthropoda; Insecta; Lepidoptera; Papilionidae
Source: the annotation of a GenBank genome assembly
AUGGCGUUACUUUUACUUUUAUUCAGUUCCGUCUUCAUUACGAGGUCAUUUGGAGCAAGAGGACAGAGAAAGGCAAGAUAUUCAGUUGGAGUUAAUGCGGGUACAAUUGUUGGAACCACCGGCAUCGAUCGAGAGUCAAGCAUGUCGCUUCAGCGCUUGACAGCGCUUCGAGCGCUGAUGGCCAGCCAACCGACAGCUUUAGCAGCAUACAUUAUACCAACUGCCGAUGCUCAUAACUCGGAGUAUAUAGCGUCGGUGGACGCCCGCCGGGAAUGGCUCACGGGGUUCACGGGUUCUGCUGGUACGGCUGUGGUCACCGGCGCACAGGCUCUAGUGUGGACGGACGGGCGGUACUACACGCAGUUCGAGAAAGAGGUGGAUACCCAGCUGUGGACACUUAUGAAGCAAUCAUUACCAGACACGUUGACAAUGGAAAAAUGGCUGACUGCGAACCUAGUAGCGGGUUCGGUGGUGGGCGCCGAUCCUCACACGAUGAGCAGGGAGGAGUGGAGUCCUUUGCGGACCGCUCUCAAAAAAGCUAAAAUGGAACUGAUCGCGGUGCCCAAUAACCUGGUGGAUGAAGUAAGGGUCCAAAUGAAGGACCCGCCACCGGCGAGACCUCACAACGAGAUCGUUCCGCUGCCUGUUAAAUAUACUGGUAAGACUGCUGGUAAGAAGAUAGAAGAGUUAAGAGAUAAGAUGAAAGAGAAGAAGGCGUCCGCUCUCGUUUUAACUGCACUGGAUGAAGUAGCGUAUACACUCAAUCUACGGGGCAGCGAUAUCCAGUACAACCCGGUCUUCUUCUCUUACCUGGUGAUCACUCAGAGCUCGGUCAAGCUUUUCUGGGGUGAUGGAGAACUUCCCGAGACGGUACUGGAACACCUGCGGUCUGAGGGGGCGGAGGUCGAGGGGUGCUCGUAUGAUAGUAUUGUGGAGUAUUUGAAUUGUUUGGCUAAAGAUCUAUCGGAAGGCGGCGAUGGAGCCCAUUCGAUCUGGUUGUCGAGCGAUGCUAGUGAAGCUGUACAUCGUGCAGCGGCCGGGGAAAGUGUGCUGAAGAAACCUCUCGAUUUAAUAUCUGAGGUGUCUCCGGUGGCGUUGGCGAAAUUGAUCAAGAAUGAGGAGGAGUUGGAGGGUUUCCGCAACUGUCACAUUAAGGAUGGUAUAGCGGUGGUGCGAUUCUUUAGAUGGCUGCAUGAGCAAAUCGACAGUGGCGCCACCAUCACGGAGAUAGAGGCGGCCGACAAACUGCUGGAAUUCCGCACACAUGAAGAAGACUUCAUGGGGCCGUCAUUCGAGACUAUAGCUGGUGCUGGGGAGAACGGAGCGAUCAUACACUACAGUCCGUCCAAAAAGGGCGAGCAAAGGGUGAUCAAGAAGGAUGACAUGUUCCUCCUGGACUCCGGCGGUCAGUACAAGGACGGAACAACUGACAUAACGCGAACGCGUCAUAUGAGCGGCGCGCCCACUGCAGGGCAGAGGGACGCGUUCACACGCGUGCUGAAGGGACAGAUGAUGGUCGGCAGUGCGCUGUUCCCGCAAGGUGUUAAGGGCAACGUGCUGGACAGUUUCGCUCGCAAAUCACUGUGGGACGUGGGACUGGAUUAUGCCCACGGCACGGGGCACGGCGUGGGGCACUGCCUCAACGUACACGAGGGGCCCUCGGGAGUGUCAUGGCGUCCUUACCCACACGAUCCUGGACUUCGUCCCGGACAGAUACUCAGCAAUGAGCCCGGUUUCUACAAAGUGGGGGAGUACGGCAUUAGACACGAGGAUCUGGUUGAAACUAUCGCCAUCACCAAGGAUUCCAAACAUCCGAGGGCGUCUAGCUUGCGAGGUGACUUCGACGGUCGUGGUGUUCUCGGCUUCAACACAUUGACUCUAGUGCCGAAUCAAAGAGAGUGCAUCGAUUUGGCUCUGCUUGACGAUUUUGAGUUAUCGUAUAUCAACUCGUACCACAGCAGGGUGUUCAAGACUCUAGGCCCAGUGCUGCAGUCACGAGGUCUGGUCGAAGACUACAAUUGGCUACAAGAACAGUGCGCCCCCAUUGUCAGAGGGUCUACAAGUCAACAAAAUGGCGGCGGUCAGUAA